AUGGAUACCUCGUUCAGAGCAAUCAUCAACAACUUAUAUCUUCAAAGAUUGAUAUUCACACAUGUUCACCAGAUUUUGCAACACGAGGUAGACCAACUGCCACAUGUUCACAUCACUUUCACAGGCAACAUUCUGAAAUGGAGCCAACUCCAAUACAGCAUUGGAACACUCCUUCAUCACGGAUACAUCGAGCUCUUCAUUCAGAUGGUAGAACGCAUUCAUCUGGUCGCCAGCAACAACGAUGUCGGUGUGAAUGAUCGUAAUCAUGCCAAAGACCGUCUGAAGAAGAUCUCGGCCCAAUCCGUGUCUGCCGCCAUAGCCUAUGGUCAUUUGUCGUUGGUAAGGCUCCUCCACACUGGCCAGGACGAGAGGCUCAACAAACUUGUCUAUGAGUGGAGGUCGCCUUUUGGAUAUGCCGCCUAUCUAGGACAUCUUGACAUCGUCCGCUUCCUGCACGAGUGCCGCUCUGACAACGUAUCAUCAUCAGCAAUGGACUCUGCUGCUGGCAAUGGACACUUGGAGGUCGUAGAUUUCCUUCACAAGAAUCGGACGGAGGGAUGCACCACCAAUGCUAUGGACAAGGCCGCUGCGAAUGGUCGGCUCAAGGUCGUGGAGUAUCUGCAUAGCAACCGAGAGGAGGGGUGCACUUCUCAGGCCAUGACCAAGGCUGCCACGUCUGGACACCUGGAGAUUGUCAGAUUCCUGCACACACACACCGAACCGAGGGCUGCAGCGUCGGGGCCAUGGACUCUGCUUAAUGGACACAUGGAGAUCGUGGUCUUUCUUCACACCAAUCGCAGCGAAGGGUGUACAAGAGCUGCACUAAACUCGGCCGCAGCCAAUGGAGACUUUGAUAUUGUCACUUUCCUGCAUUUAAAUCGCACAGAGGGCGGCAACUAUCCAAUCAACCUAGCCGCUUGCAACGGACAUUUAAGGGUUGUCCAGUAUCUCCAUGAGAACAUGACAACAGAGGCAUGCAAUACUUCGGCAAUGGAAGGUGCAGCGGCCGCUGGACAUAUCGACAUUGUCUGUUUUCUCUAUGCAAACAGGACCGAAGGAAUCCACUGUCUUGGCGCCCUCUUGGAUCGGAUUGAAAGAGAUGAGACGAUGAUGCAAUUCAUCCAAAGCCAUCAAGCUAAACUGCGUUGUGUAUGUCGCAUCAUUGAAUAUCAUGACGAGUGCGAAAAUCUCGAUCUGCCAAGCAGUCUUCUUCUUGUAGACACUAGUUGA
Messenger RNA from Acytostelium subglobosum LB1, 1230 nucleotides. RefSeq lists its product as hypothetical. Gene Ontology annotation, molecular function: protein binding. NCBI's taxonomy places the organism in Eukaryota, Evosea, Eumycetozoa, Acytosteliales, Acytosteliaceae. The transcript has 2 exons. The coding region runs from base 1 to 1230 and encodes 409 amino acids. The record is from RefSeq and is a predicted model, not a curated record.